Messenger RNA from Aspergillus heteromorphus CBS 117.55, 819 nucleotides. RefSeq names its product SDR family NAD(P)-dependent oxidoreductase. NCBI's taxonomy places the organism in Eukaryota, Fungi, Ascomycota, Eurotiomycetes, Eurotiales, Aspergillaceae. The transcript has 4 exons. Gene Ontology annotation, molecular function: oxidoreductase activity, acting on the CH-OH group of donors, NAD or NADP as acceptor. Bases 1 to 819 code for a protein of 272 amino acids. The record is from RefSeq and is a predicted model, not a curated record.
AUGCCCCUCCCCCAACUCCUAACCGGCAAAGUCGCCGCCAUCACAGGCGGAUUAACCGGCAUUGGCAGGGCCAUCGCCCUCGAAUACCUCCGCCACGGCGCCAAAGUCGCCGUCAACCACCUGGGCGGACCGAAAGACGAGCCCCUCGUCGAAGUGAUGCAGAAAGACAUGCUAGAGAUAACAACAACAGGGGGCGAAGAGAGCGCCGAGAGCCGAUUCCUCCUUGUUCCGGGGGACAUUUCCCAGCCGGAGACGGGGCGGGAGUUCGUCGCCAAGGCAGUGGACGCGUUUGGGAGGCUGGAUGUGUUUGUGAGUAACGCCGGGGUGUGUAGGUUUGAGGAGUUUCUGGAAGUCGACCCCCCCCUCCUCGGACACACAAUAUCCACCAACCUCACCGGCGCCUUCUGGGCCACACAAGCCGCGGCCCGCCAAAUGGCACUGGCGCAAUCUCCGCCCGGCGGCUCAAUCAUCGGAAUCAGCUCGAUCUCCGCGCUCGUAGGCGGCGGCCAGCAGACGCACUACACGCCGACCAAGGCGGGGGUGCUCAGUCUGAUGCAGUCGUGUGCGGUGGCGUUAGGGAAAUACGGGAUCCGGUGUAAUGCGCUUCUGCCGGGGACGAUUCGCACGCAGCUGAAUGAUGAGGAUAUGAGCGAUCCGGUCAAGAGGACGUAUAUGGAGGGGAGGAUCCCGUUGGGGAGACUGGGUCAGCCGCCGGAUUUGGCGGGGCCGGCGGUGUUUUUGGCUUGUGAGGAGUUGAGUGGGUAUGUGACUGGCGCACAGAUCCUGGUCGAUGGGGGGCUUUUUGUUAAUCUCCAGUGA